AUGGCUGUGUUGUUGUUGGGCGGCGUUGUUGCUACAAUACCGAGCAGAACCUACUUGCCACCCCAAUACAUCACCCAGCCGCAGCUGACCGUGCAGCGUCCACAGAAUGUCUACUUGCCACCUGCAGCUUCCUAUCGCCAGGUGAGCCGUGUGGUAUCGAUACCAGAACGCACGUACUUGUCGCCCUCCGUUCAGAUCGGACAGCCGCAAUAUAUAUCGCGACCUCAGCUGGCUGUGCAGCGUCCGGUGGUGCAGCAGGUGGUGCGUCCCCUCAAUGUAUAUCUGCCACCGGCUGCUGUGCAACGCCCAGCCAUAUCCAUUCUGUCCCAGCCACAGUAUGCCUCGCCAUCUCGCACAUAUCUGCCGCCCCAGGCAGCUGCAUCCGGCCUGGAGGAGCAAUACGAUAUUGAUUUGCGUGGACUUACUCUGGAUUUAAAGCUCACCACAGAUGAUCGAUCAUCCUUGCAGCAGCACUUUGUCCUGGCUCUGGCUUUGGUGGGGUGCGUAGCCGCUGAGGCGGGCUACAAUUAUGCAGCUCCCGGCUCCGCUGUGGCUGCCUCCGUUGCGGCUCCGGUGAAAUCCUUUGUGGCACCUCAGGCUCAUCACUUUGCAGCAGCUGCCUCUGCUCCUGCUCCAGCUGCAGCUCCGGUCUUCCAUGCCGCUGCAUCCGCUCCAGCUCCGACCAGAACUUAUGUGCCGCCUGCUGCAGCUCCUGCUGCCCAUCACGCAGCUGCCUCUGCUCCCGUGCAGUCCUUUGCCCCAGCUGAGUCAGCUUCUGCUUCCGUUCAGACGUAUGUGCCACCUGCUCCACAGGCUGCCCGGCCAGCUGUUGUCCCAGCUCAUGUUGCUGCACCAGCUGCCGUAGCUCAGGUCCAGCAUCAUGCUGCUGCCUCUGCUCCCGUGCAAUCCUUUGCUGCUCCAGCUCAGAGCUUCCAAUCUGUAGAAUCCUCGGAUUCCAACUAUGAAGCAGCUGCCUCUGCGUCUGCUUCUGCUCCUGCAGUCGCUCACUCCGGCUACGAGUACAGAACUGUGCGUCACCGCGUCUACAGGCAUCGCGCCUAAGUCGCACACUUGAAGGAUUUACAAGAAUAUAUGCAAUAAAAAGCAUACCCCGAUUAUAAACUCGAAUCAAAUACCUAUAAAAUGCUGGGUGGAAGGGAUAUUGUG
Molecule: messenger RNA, 1167 nt
Organism: Drosophila virilis
Lineage: Eukaryota; Metazoa; Arthropoda; Insecta; Diptera; Drosophilidae
Source: RefSeq, a predicted model, not a curated record